AUGCCAUUUGCGCCUUUCGUGGGUGUCAAUCAUCAUGGGCAGUCAAUUUUGUUAGGUUGCGGCCUUGUUUCUUGUGAGGACACAAGUACGUUUGUCUGGCUUUUUGAGUGUUGGCGUCGAUACAUGUCCAAUAUUGAACCUCAUGGUAUCGUUACUGACCAGUGUAAGGCAAUGAUGAACGCAAUUAAAGUUGUAUUUCCUAACACAAAACAUAGGUGGUGUUUGUGGCACAUCAUGAAAAAGGUUCCUGAAAAAUUGCAAGGGUACACAAACUACAAAUCUAUGAAGAUGGAAUUGAAGAAACUUGUGUACGAUUCCAUCUAUAUUAAUGACUUUCAGUUAGGGUGGGUGGAUUUUAUUACUAGGUAUGACUUGAAUGCAAAUGAAUGGUUGUGUACGUUGUAUGAUGAGAGACAUCGUUGGGUUCCUUGCUAUUUGAAAAGUCAUUUCUGGGCUGGAAUGUCAACCACACAAAGGAGUGAAGGCAUGAAUGCAUUUUUUGAUGGAUUCAUCAACUCUAGCACAACCUUGCAACAAUUUGUCGUACAGUACGACAAUGCAUUAAGACAAAAGGCAGAAAAGGAGUUUGAAGCGGACUUCGCAUCUGCGAAUACAACUAUUGCAUAUGGCUCUCAAUCACCGAUUGAAAGACAAUUUCAAUUAGAAUACACACACGCCAAAUUUAGUGAGGUACAAAAUAAAUUUAGGGGUAAGAUGAAUUGCUUCGUGAAGAGUGUAUCAAAAGAUGAAAUUGUUUGGAAGUAUAUCGUCAAGGAAGAGUGGAUGUGGAAUGGCCAGAAAAACCACAGAAUGCACAACUUGAAACUCGAUUCAGUUACAACAAAUAUUGAAUACAGUUGUUUGUUGUUUGAGUUUAGAGGCAUAUUGUGUCGCCACAGCUUCUUGGUACUGGGACAAGAAGACAUUGAAUUUGUAGCCGAUAAGUAUGUCCUCCGACGUUGGUCAAAAAAUGUGCGAAGGAGACACAGUCUCGUAAAUGCGGGCUACAAUAAAAGUACUGACGACCCGCGAAUGCAAAGGUACCAAGUAUUGUGUAAGACUUUUUAUGAUAUAGCUGAGGUUGCUUGUGACUCUGAGAAUACAACAAAACAGUUAUGUGAUGAACUCCACCUCAUAGCAAAGUCAUUAGGGGUCCCAACCGAACCAAUGCAAUGUGUAGCAUCGAACGGAGUUGGGUGCCAAACCAGUAAUGAUGUUACUCCAUCUGCAACCAACAGCGGAAUGGUUCUAAGCCCAAUUCAUGUUAAGAGGAAAGGAAGACCACGUUCAAACAGACUGCAGUCAACUGUGGAGAAAAUAUGUAGGAGGAGGAAAACAAACGCGUCUAAAAAUAAGGCUUUAAGAACUACAAUGGACAUUUCCAACUUUGAUGCAACGCCGGACCAUCAGCAUGUCUCCUUUGAAUGCCCACCGUUAAUGAACACACCCAUUCCUAAUACUGGAUUUAUGUCUUUGUUGACAUCUGUCGAGUCUGACUUUGGAAACACUCAAAUUUCUUCAACAACCCACAUUUGA
Messenger RNA from Vigna unguiculata (cowpea), 1536 nucleotides. RefSeq names its product protein FAR-RED IMPAIRED RESPONSE 1-like. NCBI's taxonomy places the organism in Eukaryota, Viridiplantae, Streptophyta, Magnoliopsida, Fabales, Fabaceae. The record is from RefSeq and is a predicted model, not a curated record.